AUGCCAUCUAGCUCAGCAUCGACCCAUCAACUGGGUCGCCGCUUCUGGGCCUCCGUCCGGGACUCGGUUGACUCGUGGGCUUGGCAAGCACCUUCAGUCGGCCGGUGGCAUGGCAGGCGGUCCUUGACAGGCCUGGGCAUUGCCCACUCCGUCUUUUCCGCUCACGCCGUGGCAUCAGCGACGGUCGCAGAAGCUGCAGGCGGCCGCGGCGGCAGCAGAGCCGCACGACGCUCGUUCUCGUUCCUGUCGGGCCGCCAACUCUUGUUUUCCGGACGGCCGCGGCGCUUCCACUUUGGCUCUCCUGUGGCGGCCAACCCCAAGGCCUCGCCCAACCAUGUCCGCCGGAGCUGCACGUCUGGCGGGCUGCUUCUCCUCGGCCUCAGCUCGCCCUCGACACCGUCCUCCACCGUCGUCGCAACGUGCACCGCCGCCGCCGCCGACACGGCGCUCUCGGGACAGAACGCGGCCCAGAAGACAGGCAUCAGCCGCAUCGCCCGGCAGGCAUGGCAGCACCAGCAACGACAGCACCACCAGCUCUGCAACAAGCCACAACCACAGCAGAAAAGGCAGCCACAAAGCGGCAUGCUUCUUCUCUCUCAGCUGGGAAGCAGAAAGCAAGGUGAAGCCCUGUCAGUAUGGACCGCAGAGCCGAGACGACGCAAGAGCACCGACAGCCGCGGCAGGAGCAACACAGCCUCCUCCCGCCAGUCGCAGCCGCCCGGCGGUGACGUCAAGAGCAGACAGCCGAUAGACGCAGAGUCGACACGAAAAUCACUCGCAUCUGAAGAGAGCAAGGGCGUGGCAGGACAGCAGCACCAGCCGCCACCUCAGCCACACCCUCCGGAAGGCGAGGACGCCGAAACAAUCGCCAGCUCCGUGUCCAAAUACCUGCAGUCCCAUCUCCCCAAAAUCCCACAUCGCCCCACCAAGGAAGAGCUGCUGGCUGCUGCCAACGGCUUCACGGAGCGGCUCAAGGUCCGCUUCAAAUGGCUGACAAUCCGCAGCAUGCGGCCUUGGAACGCCGAUGAAUGGGGUGCUUUCCUUUCGUGGUUUAUGCUGGGGCACAUUGUCUGGAUCUUGGUCGGCACAACCACUUUUAUGUCGCUUGUGAUUUUGACCAUCAACACCGUGUUUGCACAAGAAAAAUUGGCAAAGUGGGUUGGUGAUUACUUGACCCAGUCGGCCGGUGUGACUGUCGUUUUCGAGUCCGCCAUCGUUCCCAAGUGGAAGAAUGGCGUCAUCACCUUCCGUAACGUCUUCGUCUCGCGCCGCCCAGGCCAGAUCAGGUCCUCUGUGACCAAGGGCUCCUCGUCCAACGCCGCCGCCAUCGCUGCAGCGCGCCACACGCACGACCCGAUUAGCGGCGUUGCCGAACCCGACGCCGAAGCUGAGAACAGUGAAGUCUACGUUGUCGACGACGGCAACUAUACGCAGUUCGACGUGACCAUCAACAGCGUCGACGUCACCCUCUCCUUUUACAAGUGGUGGAACGGCAAGGGCAUGCUCAAGGAUGUUGAAGUGCGCGGCGUGCGUGGUGUGAUCGACCGCACGCACGUGAAUUGGUCCCCCGGACCACUUGACCCAUUCUCCUUCCGCCACGAGCACCAGCCGGGCGACUUUGAGAUUGAACGCUUCAAGCUUGAGGACCUCAUGGUGACCGUACACCAGCCCAACGGCUUCCGCCCCUUUUCCGCGUCCAUCUUCUCGUGUGAGCUGCCGCAGCUGCGCAAACAGUGGCUGUUUUACGAUUUCCUCUGCGCCAACCACGUGUCUGGCGCCUACGACGGCUCCCUCUUUACGAUCCACCCGCGCCAGAUCCAACACUCCAACACCAUCCCCGGUGUCGUCGACAACAGCCACCACAACAUCAACAACCCCGUCAUCGAGCCCAUGUCGCCCGAGGCGGCAGUGGCAUGGAAGAAGUUCUCCCGCCUGCGGAUCGACGGUCUCAAAAUUGACCACCUCAACCGCGGCGAUCCAGGACCGUUUGGCUGGAUCUACGAGGGCAAUGUCGACAUUGUCGCGGAUGUGAUGCUGCCCGCUGAGGCCGACGAGAGUCUGGCCAAGGCCAUGAUUGACUUUUACGAUAAGAUGGAAGAGGCCGUGACGAGCAACCGGUAUAUUCGCAUCCUCGACGGCAAUUACGGCAGCCGCAAAGAGGACGAGGAGGCCGCUCAGAUCGAUGUGGACGCCUCGUUUGGCGAGCAGCGCGGCCACCUAGGCUGGGAAACGGACGACGCGCAACAGACGCCAAUACCGACGACGACCGCCAUACCGCCAGUGACGGCGCAGCCAGCCUCAGCAGCAGCAACACCCACGCCCCCGCCCACGCCCACGCCCACCGUCAUCAAGCCUCCGACCUUCCCCGACGACCCCGUGCCGCAGUACGUCGUCAUGGACCUGCGCCUGCAUCUCAACGACGUCCGCGCCGCCGUGCCCUUCUUCCCCACCGCCACCGCCCUCGGCCAGACCCGCGCCCAGUCCUAUGUCAAUGCCGCCCUCAUCCGCCCCAUUGUCGCCUACAUCAACGCCAAGCGCACCUACAUCCCCAUCAGCUGCCGCGUCGUCAAGCACCUGUCGGACUUUGACGGCAGCUGGACCACGUACGACUGCGGCCUGCUGGACGACACGUCGGCCGAGGUGUAUGCGGCGUUUGCGCACGACGUCGAGGACCAGCAGUCGCGCGUGCGGCGCCUGAAAAAGGUCGGGUUCUGGACGCUGAGCAUGGUGGUGCAUGCUCUGCUGGCGGGUGUCGCGGGUGACCUUAUGUAG
Messenger RNA from Sporothrix brasiliensis 5110, 2772 nucleotides. RefSeq lists its product as uncharacterized. The record is from RefSeq and is a predicted model, not a curated record. The transcript is spliced from 2 exons. Lineage: Eukaryota; Fungi; Ascomycota; Sordariomycetes; Ophiostomatales; Ophiostomataceae. Bases 1 to 2772 code for a protein of 923 amino acids. Gene Ontology annotation, cellular component: mitochondrial inner membrane. Gene Ontology annotation, biological process: mitochondrion inheritance.